Molecule: messenger RNA, 2925 nt
Organism: Jaculus jaculus (lesser Egyptian jerboa)
Lineage: Eukaryota; Metazoa; Chordata; Mammalia; Rodentia; Dipodidae
Gene: Tigd2
Product: tigger transposable element derived 2
Exons: 2
Coding region: 1042-2619 (525 amino acids)
Cellular component (GO): nucleus
Molecular function (GO): DNA binding
Source: RefSeq, a predicted model, not a curated record
GCUCCGUCGGCCGGUGGAAGGACGCCCCGCGCGCCCGCCGAGAGGCCCUCGCUCCCGCGGCCCCGCUGACCUCUUGACAGGAGGUAGGCUCUUCAGGUCCCUCUGUCACCCAGACAAUGCCCAGGAGCGCUCUCGGUCGUGAUUACCUGUCACGCUGGUCUCAGAGGCUCGAGUCCCUCCCUGUACAGCCCCACAGCAACAACUACUGCUGGCCCGUGGAGGGAGGAACAGCUCGCACCGGGAUUAUUGUAACCUCUUCGCCCCGCCCAGCCUUGCAGCCCCUAGUCUCAGCCUUGGGGCCUGAUUUCUGCCAAUGAAGUUUUUCGGUGCUUUCAUGAGUCAUAGGACAGUACCUCCGUUUGGCCACCCUUUUCUUUUCCAUUAGUCAAAUCCAUUGGAUAGAAAUUCGUGUUGCGUUAAAAAGUUCUGCGUUUUCCUUUCCCCACGCAUCUAAAUUGUAGUGUUCACUCCUGUCCCCGCCCCAUCUUGCUAUGAUUUUCAUAAGCAUUCACGUGUGUCACCUCUAGCAGCCUUUACCUAGAGGCACUGCAUCCACUCAGUGCAUUACCUGGCAGGGAACUUCCCACUGUAGUUUCCUGUAUGUCAAGUUUUCAAGUUUGACUCCAGUUAAACUGUUUUCUUGGACAUUUCCCAAAAUAUUCUAACCUGAGUCAUAGUGGCUUAAGCAAAGAGUUACCCACAGUGAUGGCAAAAGUUGAGCCCAUUAAGACUUUGAGAGACUCUGGUAGUGCCGUAUUGAUUCAACUUGUUAAAACCCCCAGAAAGAUUGCAGUUCAUGUAAAGACCUUUAAGCAAGGAGGAAGAAAGAGAAGAUAGGGUUAACUGGAGCUAUUCCUUGUUGUAGGAAGUUUUUAAAUAUUGAAAGAAUUACAUAUAGACAUACUUUGAAAAUUGGCCAUCGCACUAUUCAUCCAAGGCCUACAGAACAGAAGAGAACUUUCAGAUUCCAUUUUCUAGACUGUAGUCAAAUCUGAGUUGUUAAUUAUCUUUCUCUAGUCAGUGUCAGAAAUAUUGACUAAAAUGUUGGGGAAACGGAAACGUGUGGUGUUGACAAUUAAGGACAAACUUGACAUUAUUAAGAAGCUUGAAGAAGGCAACUCUUUCAAAAAACUUUCUGUGGUGUAUGGUAUUGGUGAAUCUACAGUUCGUGAUAUUAAAAAAAACAAAGAAAGGAUUAUAAACUAUGCCAACAAUUCAGAUCCUACAAGUGGGGUAUCCAAACGUAAAUCUAUGAAGUCAUCAACAUAUGAGGAACUUGACAGAGUUAUGAUAGAGUGGUUUAACAAACAGAAAACUGAUGGGAUUCCAGUGUCAGGAACUAUUUGUGCAAAGCAAGCGAGGUUCUUUUUUGAUGCUUUGGGGAUGGAAGGUGAUUUUAAUGCAUCAUCUGGCUGGUUAACUCGAUUUAAGCAGCGCCAUGGUAUUCCAAAGGCUGCUGGUAAAGGAACAAAAUUAAAAGGGGAUGAGACUGCUGCCAGUGAAUUUUGUGGUAACUUUCAGGAAUUUGUGGACAGAGAGAAUCUACUACCAGAGCAAAUUUAUGGUGCUGAUCAAACUGGAUUGUUCUGGAAAUGUCUACCAUCAAGGACAUUAGCUUUUGACACUGACCUAAGUACUACUGAGUACAGGUCAAGCAGAGAGAGAAUCAUCAUUAUGUGUUGUGCAAAUGCUACGGGUUUACACAAACUUAAUCUUUGUGUCGUGGGAAAAGCAAAAAGACCUCGAGCAUUCAAAGGAACUGACCCUUCAAAUCUUCCUGUUACUUACUUCAGUCAAAAAGGUGCAUGGAUAGAACAGCCUGUUUUCAGACAGUGGUUUGAGAAAUGCUUUGUGCCACAGGUACAGAAGCACUUGAAAUCUAGAGGGCUUCGUGAAAAAGCAGUACUGCUUUUAGAUUUCCCACCAGCACAUCCAAGUGAAGAGCUGCUAAGCUCAGAUGAUGGCCGGAUAAUUGUGAAAUAUUUGCCACCCAAUGUCACUAGUCUAAUUCAACCAAUGAGCCAAGGUGUUUUAACCACAGUCAAAAGAUACUACCGAGCAGGACUUCUCCAGAAAUACAUGGAUGAAGGAAUUGAUCCAAAAAUGUUUUGGAAGAACUUGACAGUGUUGGAUGCAAUUUAUGAAGUGUCAAGAGCUUGGAACAUGAUAAAGUCCAGUACCAUAACCAGAGCUUGGAAAAAACUUUUCCCUGGCAAUGAAGAACAUUCAGGCAUGAAUAUUGAUGAAGGAGCUAUUUUAGCAGCUAACUUAGCAACAGUUUUACAGAAUACAGAAGAUUAUGAACAUGUUGACAUUGAGAAUAUUGAUCAGUGGUUUGACUCUCAGAGUAAUGACUCAAGCUGUCAGGUGCUUACUGACAGUGAACCUGCUGAGGUCCAGGCCAAGGCUGCUGAGCAAAAACCUUCCCUUAAAACUAGGAAAGCAGAACUGAGCUCAGAGAAGCAUAUUAGCCACAAAGCUGCACUAGAAUGGACUGAAAAUUUGUUGGAUUAUCUAGAACAACAAGAUGACAUGCUGCUCUCUGAUAAAUUGGUAUUACGGAGGCUUCGGACCAUAAUAAGAAGAAAACAGAAGAUCCAAAAUAAAAGUCAUUCAUAAUGCUCUUAAGCCUGCUUUCAUCUUUGUAACUGUUGGAACUUAUUAAAAAUGCUGUAGAUUCUAAGGUCGACUUUUAUGAAUGACUUUAGGAUUAGAUGCCAUUUUUGGAUCACUUGAUUAUAGCUCUUUAAUGUUGAUUCUGGUAAUUGAACAGUAAUGUGAUACUUUGCCUACUGUUUCUAAUCUAUGUUAUACUACUUAGAUCAUAAGGUGCCAAGGAGAUCUUUGUUUUGGGCCUGGAUUUCAAUGUGUCUGACAAUAGGCGGUGCACACUAGAGGCACUUAAUAAAUCUCACUUGAAUUGAA